AUGUGCAACGAUCAAUUCGCACCAUCGAUUAACCACGGACCGGUCAUCGUGGUUGAUGAAGUGAGAUGGCCGCUAUACCUCAAUGCGAUUGACGAUACUAAAAGUCUCGCAUCUUCAACUCACAGCUUAUCGAGCUCGAUCCUUCAACAUCGCCAUGAGAAUGGAAGAACUUACCACAAAUACAAAGCGGGAAGAUAUAACUACCCUAAUGACGAGCGGGAGAUGGAUAGGUUAGACUUCCAACACGAGCUCUUCCUCCUUACUCUUAACGACAGACUGGGGCUUGCUCCGCCGAAUGAGCCAGGUUCCAAGGUCAAUCGCGUGCUUGACCUGGGAACCGGCACGGGCAUCUGGGCUAUUGACUUCGCUGAUGAGCACCCGGAAGCAGUGGUUUACGGCGUCGAUCUUUCGCCUACACAAACGACCGCGUAUGGAUCAAAACCCAUAAAGAACUUUUCUGGCAUGCUGAUAUUAUCAUCUAGUGUCCCACCCAACAUCAGAUUUGAGGUUGACGAUAUAGAAGAGACGUGGACAUACCGUGAGCCGUUCGAUUACAUACACUGCCGUGCAAUGACGUCGUCUAUAUCAGACUGGCGGAAGCUCCUCCAGCAAACAUACGACCAUCUCGAGCCCGGGGGUUGGUUCGAAUUGCAAGAAGGUCAUGUCCGACCCUUGUCCGACGACGGGACGCUAACUCGGGAGCACUCACUAUCAAGGUGGGCAGAUUAUAUCGAAGAGGCGUGCAAUAUCAUGGGGCGCCCUUUCGUAAAUGUGCUAUCCCUCGUGGAAGUCAUGAGAGAGAUCGGCUACGUCAAUGUGACGUAUAGCACGUUCAAGUGGCCUCUCAAUACUUGGCCCAAGGAUGAGCAUUAUCAGACGCUCGGCCAUUUUAACCAUGAAAAUUACAUGGAAGGGAUUGAAGGCUUCACACUUGCGCCUUUCACUAGGGCCCUCAAGUGGUCACGGGAAGCGAUCGAUAUGUUUCUCGUUGGCGUGCGUAACGAUCUGAGAAACAGAUAUAUACACGCCUACAUUCCCAUUCAGUUGAUACAUGCGCGCAAGCCUGAGAGGUUGAGUAAAGAUUGA
Messenger RNA from Colletotrichum lupini, 1086 nucleotides. RefSeq lists its product as uncharacterized. The record is from RefSeq and is a predicted model, not a curated record. Gene Ontology annotation, molecular function: methyltransferase activity. The transcript is spliced from 7 exons. The coding region runs from base 1 to 1086 and encodes 361 amino acids. Lineage: Eukaryota; Fungi; Ascomycota; Sordariomycetes; Glomerellales; Glomerellaceae.